This is a messenger RNA of Alternaria atra, 1899 nucleotides long. RefSeq lists its product as uncharacterized. The record is from RefSeq and is a predicted model, not a curated record. Lineage: Eukaryota; Fungi; Ascomycota; Dothideomycetes; Pleosporales; Pleosporaceae. Gene Ontology annotation, molecular function: ATP binding; protein kinase activity. Gene Ontology annotation, biological process: protein phosphorylation. The transcript has 3 exons. Bases 1 to 1899 code for a protein of 632 amino acids.
AUGUCGCUGAUUCCUUACGCCCCGGCCGAGUCGCGGGAGAUUGUACUGCGUCAUGGUUCUGCAGUCGUCGUGUACGACCAGCGCUCCAAGCAACUCUCCCUCCGCGAUGCCUCACACGCGACCGACGUUGGCUCCCCGUCAUGUCCCUACUGUCACCGUUCCUACCGCGAACCAUCACCACAUGAAGAACACGACACCACCGAGCAGGAGCAUAGCUCGCCUGGCAUCCCCACAGAGAAUGGCUUCGUUAAUCCCGCAUACUUCCAAAUGCUGCGCCGGAGUCAGCCAGACUCCACCGAAGGGUCGCGACCAUCAUCACCCCAUAAACAACUGGCGCCUGCGCCUAUGCGCAGGAGCAGCUUUCACACACCAGAAGGGUCAGAGUUUGUGGGAAGCACACCAGUUCGGCCCGCUAGGAGCCAGGGUAUAUCCGCGAGGGCCUUCAGUCCCAACUAUUUCAAAGACUUCUUCAUAGAAGAACGGGAGCUGGGGAGAGGCGGCAAGGGCGUGGUUCUGCUAGUGCAGCAUAUCCUGGAUGGCGUGCAUCUGGGCAAGUUCGCAUGCAAGCGUGUACCAGUCGGCGACGACCACGAAUGGCUGGAGAAGGUGUUGAUUGAAGUACAACUACUCCAGACCCUGUCGCACCAGAACCUGGUAUCAUACCGACAUGUCUGGUUGGAGGACUACCAGAUAUCUAGCUUCGGACCGAGUGUACCAUGUGCCUUUAUACUGCAACAGUACUGCAACGGCGGAGACCUUCACAGUUAUAUUCUUGACUCGGCGAAAACGUCCAUCACAAAGGAACAGAUGAAAGAGAGACUUAGGAGGAGGUCCAAGGGUCAGUUGGAAGACCCAGAGGAUGUGCAUGGUCCGCGUCGCAUGCAUUUUGAAGAGAUUAUAUCUUUCUUCAAAGACAUCACAUCCGGCUUAAGUCACCUCCACGCAAAUGGCUAUAUCCACCGAGACCUGAAGCCUAGUAACUGCUUGCUCCAUCGAACUGGCCACAAAGUCAAAGUCCUAGUCAGCGACUUUGGCGAAGUACAGUCGGCCAACACAGCCAGGAAUUCCACAGGAGCUACCGGUACCAUCUCGUACUGCGCGCCUGAAGUGCUCCGUCAAGAGCGACCCGGCGGUGCCUUUGGCAACUUCACAACCAAGUCUGACAUCUUUUCGCUCGGUAUGAUCGUUUACUUUAUGUGUUUUGCGCGCCUGCCGUACCGGAACGCGGAUGGUAUCGACGAGGACAACGAGGAUCUAGACCAAUUGAGGGCUGAAAUCUCGACUUGGGCUGGUAUUGACGACGAACAACGCGUUCGCUCAGACUUGCCUGAAAAGCUGUACAGAUCGCUCAAGAGGCUUCUUGCUAUCAAUCCCGACGAACGCCCAGGCGCAGAGGAAAUCCUACACGUCCUAAAGUCACCUCUAGUAUUCGACGAGUACAAUGCUUAUGCAGGCCCAUCCGGCCUCGACGAGUUCAGCCCGAGGAUAUCUAGAGCUGACACACCGAGCCCAUCGCCUACAAAUGGCAACAAAAAGCGCACGUCGGUCAAUUACACACGGCCAGGUCGAUCGCAGCUUAGCGCCACGGUCAUGGACCGACGGAGCGGUGAUUCUGAGAAGGAAGUUGGAAUUCCCGCCGCCGUCUUCUGGAGGGAGGACGCCAAGUCCACAGCGGCUUAUGCUGCCACCCCCGCUGCCUGCAGGUGCGUCGUCAAGGCUGCACAGGUUGCUGAGGAACCAGACUGUUAUCAGCACUACGAAGAUGAUGCUGUUCGUAGCGAAGGCGUGGAGUUUGCUGCGGCCUUGUCAGCCUUUUGCGGCGGAUCCGCGCGUACUGUAUCCGUUGUUGUGUUUAUCCUCACUGGAUUUCAUGCAUACUGGCGUACCUGUCAGGGGUAG